Messenger RNA from Scatophagus argus, 1181 nucleotides. It is a transcript of the gene cmc2, whose product is annotated as C-x(9)-C motif containing 2. The transcript is spliced from 4 exons. The record is from RefSeq and is a predicted model, not a curated record. Bases 343 to 579 code for a protein of 78 amino acids. Lineage: Eukaryota; Metazoa; Chordata; Actinopteri; Scatophagidae. Gene Ontology annotation, cellular component: mitochondrion.
CUCAAUUAGCUGUCAUCAGUUACUAAAGGUUUGUAGCAGACGGGAUGUCCUACAGGUCUGUGCUCAUUUUGUAGGUUAAGUUGAUGUAAGGACAAGACCGGCUAAUUUUUCCGAAAUUUGAAAGACAGUAUAGCAACCGGCGUCGUUAUUUUACGGGGAGAAAACGAAAUCUUCAGUGCUUUUCAUAGGUUUCGUGGAUUUAUGCUUCAGCUUCCAGCAAAGUUAGCUGAGGCCUCGCUUUUAGCUAACGUGACAUUUCACUGAGGUUUGCUCGAAAACUUAUCAGAUGACCCAGCUUCUUCACUGUAUUCCUGCAGUGGUACAGUAAGCCCUUAACUCAGCAUGCACCCUGACCUGUCACCUCACCUGCACACGGAUGAAUGUAAUAAACUGAUAAAUCUUCUGAGGCAGUGCCACAAUGAGCACAAUGUCAUGAAGUUCUUUGGUUCAUGUAAUGAUGUGGACCGCGCUAUGCGUCAUUGCCUGAAGAAAGAGAGGCUGGAAAAGCGGGAACGCAGUAAGCAGCAUGCACAAGAGAUGAAAAGGAAGCUGAAAGAAGGCCCCAAGGAGCAGCUCUGAAGGACAUUCUAAUGCAGCAUUGACAUUGGAAGUUAAAUGUAUUAAGAUAUUGGGACGUGGGAAAUAAGCCUGACAUCCUGCUGCUGUUUCAUGUCAAGGCAGAGGAAGGGUUAUAAUGUCUGACACACUGUUGAUCUGCAAAGACUAAAACUUGCAGGACCAGGACACUUUAGGUCAAUGUGAAAACAACAGCAUCUAGCACUUGGGAUUAAAGAUUUUUGUUGGGGAUCAUCAUUUCUUUUCCCCUCUUUUAGAAGUACAGCUACAGCUCCAUCAAAGAGAUUAGUGUAGCUGGUGGCAGAAGCUUUUCAUCAAACCGUUAAUUCAGUUGACAGGACACCUCAGGAAUAUUCUGGUACUUGAUUUACUCAUGAAAACAGGGACAGUACAUUUCAGGGUACCAAAGAUGUUUGGAAAAAGAAAAACAAAAAAACCACACACACACACAAAAAAGACUCAAAGCGUGAUGACCAGCAGCUGUGUUGCUCAGUGUGAACAUACAUAUUGAACAAAAUCAAUCUUGUUUGAAAGUUUAUUUGAAUGGGGAAUCAUAUUGAUUCAUACAAGUUUAAUUUCUUUCAAAUAAAAUAAGUUUAUGUUUA